GGAGCCUCUCCACAAGAAAAGAUAAUCCUCAAAGAAAGAGAAAUGACAGAGAAUGAUAAUCGGAAUGUAAAGAUAAUGGUGCCUGAAGCCGAACCGAAACUGAAAGGUCGGAACUUGUCAUGGGCGGAGCUCCGCCGUGUCGAUUCCCUCAACCUGGAAGCCGGCAGAGUCACUUCUAGUACUCCAAACAGUCGCACCUCCAAUGUGGAUUGGGGUAAGACGUUGUGUUUGACAUUUCAGAGCAUUGGAGUUGUGUAUGGAGACAUCGGAAUAUCUCCCCUUUACGUCUUUUCCAUCAUUUUUCCCGAUGGAUUCGGGUCAACUGAUCAUACUGAAGACAUCCUCGGGGCUCUAUCUCUCGUUAUCUACACCAUCGUGCUCAUACCCUUCCUUAAGUAUGCAUUUAUCGUCCUCUGGGCCAACGACAACGGCGAAGGAGGAACGUUCGCCUUGUAUUCAUUGUUGAACCGGAAUGCGGAGAUCAGCUUGAUUCCGAAUCAUCAACCGGAGGACAUUGAGAUCUCCAACUACAGAUUGGACCCACCGUCGAAUCAGCUGAGAAGGGCUUCCAUAAUAAAAAAGGUGCUCGAGAACAACAAGGUUAUUCAGGUUAUUGUUCUUCUCGUCACCAUCCUUGGGACUUCUAUGGUGAUCGGAGAUGGGAUUCUUACCCCAAGCAUCUCAGGAGCAGAAGCCAUGUUUGCUGAUCUAGGUCACUUCAAUGUCCAAGCAAUUCAAAUUAGCUUCUCCUUGGUUGUCUUGCCUUCAUUAGUAAUUGCAUAUUCAGGACAAGCUGCCUAUCUCACUAAACACCCUGGCGACGUUACUAAUGCGUUCUACAAAUCAGUUCCAGCUCCAUUAUAUUGGCCGCAAAACAUAGUAGCUCUUUUGGCUUCUAUCGUUGCCAGCCAAAUUAUGAUAUCUGGAACAUUUUCAGUCAUAUCUCAGUCCUUAAGUUUAGGUUGUUUCCCAAAAGUUAAGGUAAUUCAUACCUCUGCUAAGUAUGAAGGUCAGGUUUAUAUUCCUGAGAUCAACUACUUGCUCAUGACUGCUUGCGUUAUGGUGGCUACUGUUUUCAAAACGCCACAAAAUAUUGCCAAUGCGUAUGGAAUCACUGUCGCUGCUGUAAUGUUUAUUACUACAUGCAUGGUUACUCUGAUAAUGCUGGUUAUAUGGAAGAUAAGCAUAUGGUGGAUUGCACUCUUCUUUCUGAUUUUUGGGUCAGUUGAAGCUAUAUUUUUCUCCUCUGUCUUGCAUAAGUUUAUUCUAGGCGGCUACCUUCCAGUAGGCAUGGCCAUUGUCUUAAUGACAGUAAUGGCAACAUGGCAUUAUGUGCACCAGAAGAGAUACUUGUUUGAGCUCAAGCACAAGGUCUCUAGUGAAUUCAUUAGACAAAUAGCUGAAAAUCCAGCAGUAAACAGGGUGCCAGGAAUUGGGAUUUUUUACUCUGAGCUUGUACAGGGGAUUCCACCAAUUUUUCCUCAUUUCGUGGUCCAAAUCCCCUCCAUUCAUUCAGUUCUGGUGUUUGUCUCAAUCAAGAAAAUUCCAGUUACCAGAGUUGCAUUGGAGGAGAGGUUUAUGUUCAGACAGGUGGGACCAAGAGAGUACAGGAUGUUCCGCUGUGUGGUAAGGUAUGGCUAUAUGGACGUUAUGGGGGAAACUGAGGUGUUUGAGCACCAACUAGUUGAACACUUGAAGGAUUUCAUCCGCCAUGAGUACUAUCUUGCUGAAGGUGGUGCGGCUAUUGAGCCAGAAAUUCCUCAGCUCUCCAUUCUCCUUGGAAAUGAUGGUAAAACAAAUGGAAACAUUAAAUCAUCCGUUUAUGCAGAGGAAUCAUUGCAACAGCAGAACAAUCUGUCUCCAGUUUCUUCUGGAUCAAUUCAGUCAUUCAGAGCAGUCAAGUCGAAUGCUUCAAGCCAAAUCAUUUCUGCACCCCUCCAAGGAGUUGAUGAGGAGAUCCAGUUUUUGCAGAAGGCAAAAGAUGAAGGUGUGGUCUAUCUCUUGGCAGAAGCUGAGGUGGUAGCUGAGAAAAAAUCAUCUGUAUUCAAGAAGAUUAUUGUAAACUAUCUCUACAGCUUUAUUAGGAGAAACUUUAGGCAAGGAGAGACAGUAUUGAUAAUCCCACACACUAGAAUUCUAAGGGUGGGAAUGACAUAUGAAAUUUAGAAGAUUAUAUAAGCACACAAAUAUAUAAACAGCUAUGUAAAAAUUGUAGUUUAAAUAAACAUUUUAAUCUCAA
Molecule: messenger RNA, 2239 nt
Organism: Rubroshorea leprosula
Lineage: Eukaryota; Viridiplantae; Streptophyta; Magnoliopsida; Malvales; Dipterocarpaceae
Source: the annotation of a GenBank genome assembly